This is a messenger RNA of Dicrocoelium dendriticum, 1618 nucleotides long. The record is from the annotation of a GenBank genome assembly. NCBI's taxonomy places the organism in Eukaryota, Metazoa, Platyhelminthes, Trematoda, Plagiorchiida, Dicrocoeliidae.
CGUACUGAUGUGCAAGCCUCGUUUAAGCUUGUGAAAUCAGCUGAACAACACCGAGCGCAUAGCUGCGCAUAGGUGUGCGCAGCUACUCGAACGGUACGCAUGCCGAUUCGCGAGCUCAGUGACCAUAGCUUGUGUUACCUAAGUAGUCUCUAUGUUUUGGCCACCUCAGGUACAAAUAGGCCACUACACAUCGGUCCUUUGUGCAAACGAGACACUAUGUGCGUGCGUGGGCCUAUGAUGGAGACAAACUUUACCGGCAGCGCUGUGUGUUGCACUCGUUUGUCACGCUGCUGAUGCGAUCCAUCGGUGCAGUGCGGAUUAUUUUCACUUUCUGUCUCACGAGGGGAUGUACAUCUUCCACGUGUGGAGCCCGUUCAUUCUAUUUGUGCUGUUCCACGAUUUGACUCUCGGACAACGUUCAGAAAAACAAUGGAAGAUAGCAACCCCAGUGGUGUCGCCAUACUUUCAUGUGGAUCCGCACUCAAACGAAACUACUGGACUCAUGCAUCGGUUAUUUGAGGAAACAUCAGAACUCAGUGUUGACAACUUCACCGUUUAUCCGAUUCAAACUUGGUUCCAAGAAACAUCCGGCGAAUUGGCACAUAACUUGACAAGUUUCGAAGCUGGUGCGCUGAACUGUAUUGCACAGAUCAACGAAAGUGAAAACUCACCAGACUCGUGUCUCGCAUUGAUUACACUUGCUACCAUGCGUGUUCUUGAUGGUCCAAUCCCGCCAUUGGUCAUCCCGUUGGGGAUGAAUCUGAAGCCGGUCCUAAUGGCUACAUGUGUCGGACAACAGUGUCCUAGACGAAUGAGUCCAUCCGUACUACAAUCGCUGUACUUUUUGCGGUCGUUCAAUUCUUCCGUUUGGUCGUUACUGCUUCUCUGCAUAUUAACUGUGGCUUCAGCACUAUUUGUCUUCGAACGGACGCCUUUGAUUUAUGUAGACAAGAACUCUCGGGAAUCGAACGAUGGGACUGAUUGUUUCAAUCUCACAGACUCAUUGUUGCGCGUCUUACUGGGGCUACUAUUGCAGCCAUAUCCCAAGUUUCCACGCGCAUGGGCUGGAACGGUCUUGCUUCUGUUCUGGUACGCUUUUUGCCUGAUUGUUGUAAUCGCGUACGCACUUGGCACCUCCAAACUGAUUUUCCAAACUCCAGCCGAAGUCGACGAGUAUUCCACAACUCUGUAUCUAUCCCCGAACAGCAAUGUGUUAUGUGAACGCAACAGUCCUUGGUGUGAUAUCCUCAAAGCUAAUUCUGGCCUUCAUGUGACGGAAUUGCGAUUACCGAGAGAUGCUUCUGGCCAACUUAGUGUUCCAGAAUUAAAUCUAUCAUUUGCUUUGAUAACCGAUCAACUAACAGCUUCAUCACUUGAAAACCGCUGUCACAAUGACGCCCAAAACAACUGUUCUGGACAGACUCAGUGGUUUCCUGCGCAAUUUGAUUGUUCUGCUGAAUUCAAGGCGAUGUACAUACCAUCUCUAUCCUUGGGUUUUGUAACCUCAAUCCCAGAGGCGGCUUGGAGGAUAAGUCAACAUAUGCAGGUAACUGAGUGGUUUGAAGUGUACGGCUGCAUUCGAUGUGCAAAUGUCGCGGAAGAUUGGUUGGAUUGGUGA